This is a messenger RNA of Camellia sinensis, 1797 nucleotides long. The record is from RefSeq and is a predicted model, not a curated record. Lineage: Eukaryota; Viridiplantae; Streptophyta; Magnoliopsida; Ericales; Theaceae.
AUGGUGACUGACUUGUUCUGGGCACACCCAGUUAGUUUGGAGUUGUUACGUGCAUUUCCACAUGUGUUGAUUAUGGAUUGCACAUACAAGACUAAUAGGUAUCGACUCCCUCUCUUAGAGAUUAUUGGGGUAACAUCAACGGAUUUGACUUUUUCAGUUGCUUUUGCUUAUCUUGGUCAUGAAAGGGAGGACAACUAUACAUGGGCGUUAGACGUAUUGCGUACUGUUAUGAAGAAUACUGCUUUUCCAAAAGUCAUUAUUACAGAUAGGGAGUUGGCUUUGAUGACAGGCAUAGCAAAAGUUCUACCUAUGGCCACUAAUAUUUUAUGUAGAUGGCAUAUUAGCAAGAAUGUUCUGAUGAAAUGCAAGAAGGUUUUUGAGACGAAAGAUAAAUGGGAUAAGUUCAUGCAUAGUUGGAGUGCUUUGGUAUUGGUUAGAACAGAAACAGAAUUCAAUGAACAAUUUUCCACUAUGAAGACUAAAUUUAGUACGUAUCCCGAAGCUAUUAAGUAUGUUACUACCAAUUGGUUAGAGCCAUACAAGGAAAAAUUUGUUGCAGCUUGGACAGAUAGUAAUAUGCAUUUCGGAAAUACUACUACAAACAGGGUAGAAAGUUCUCAUGCUAAAUUGAAGAGGCAACUUGGAUCAAGUCAAGGCAGUUUUAAGACAUCUUGGACCAAAAUACACAAUUUGUUAGAGUUGCAGCAUGCAGACAUUAAAGCCUCAUUUCAACAGAGUUUGAUUGUAGUUCAACACAACUACACACCUGUUGAGUUCACUGAGUUACGUGGUUUUAUUUCAAUUUGUAGUUUGGACAAAAUAUUAGUAGAGUCAAAGAGAUUGAAUAGCGUGGGAAUAGAUGUUGUUGCAUGUGGCUGCAUUUUAAGACGUACACAUGGGUUGCCAUGUGCACAUGAGAUAGCUGAGUAUUUUCAACAAGGUCGACCGAUUCCCCUCUCAUGCAUAAAUCCUCAUUGGAGAAAGUUAGAUAUGCUUCCAGUUUCAGCAAGUGCUUUUGUGAAGUUGGAUUGCAAAACAGAGACCGAUUUUUUUAUUGAGAAAUUCCAAACGAUUAACGAGACGCAACAAGUGAUCAUUCUGAAGAAGUUGAGGGAGUUAAUUAGUCCAGACAGUACAUUUUUGAUGGAACCUGAACUCAAGACUGACACGCGAAGGAGGGGCCGAGGUCGCGGCCGUGGUCAAUUCAAAAUCGAUACGUCUACUAAACGCGAGCCAUCUGCGUUUGAGUUUGUACUAUCUGAGGAAGAUAGUUAUUCACAGGGUGUUACCAUCUCAACUGCACCAGUUCGUAAGCAAGUGCAACGGAAGAAGGCAAAAAAAGAUAAUGUUUGUAUGAUGCAGUCAACAAAUCGUAUCUAUUACUUCGAACAAUUUCUGGAGAAGUUGAGACCAUAUAUCCGUCACAUAAAAGAUGUACAAGCAGAUGGUGAAGAUGAUUGGCAACAAGUUAGGCGCAACUUGUUGACUGAGUUGCAUUCGAAUGUAGUGUACUACGUGCAACUAUUUGGUUCACAAGAAAGGGUUGAUGAACUUAACUCUAUCUUAUCCUACUUCGAAUCUAGCCCUGGAUAUAAUCAUUGGAUGACUAUGCCCGACAUGGGCCAUUUGAUAGCAUCAUACUAUCGAGUCGUUCUUUACCAUUUAUCCAUGCAACAAUGCUUGACGUUUUUACCACUUAGAUCAGUACCGAUUGCAACACCUGAUCGAAGAGAUAUCUGUAUAGGAUUUGUUUAUCUGCAACCUGGUCAUCCAGUACCUCCGAUAGCAAAUAAUUAG